Talpa occidentalis (Iberian mole) is the source of this 4447-nucleotide messenger RNA. It is a transcript of the gene NTRK3, whose product is annotated as neurotrophic receptor tyrosine kinase 3. Gene Ontology annotation, biological process: protein phosphorylation; multicellular organism development; cell surface receptor protein tyrosine kinase signaling pathway. The coding region runs from base 51 to 2567 and encodes 838 amino acids. NCBI's taxonomy places the organism in Eukaryota, Metazoa, Chordata, Mammalia, Eulipotyphla, Talpidae. The transcript has 18 exons. The record is from RefSeq and is a predicted model, not a curated record. Gene Ontology annotation, cellular component: plasma membrane; signaling receptor complex; axon. Gene Ontology annotation, molecular function: neurotrophin binding; transmembrane receptor protein tyrosine kinase activity; ATP binding.
CCUCCCCACCCGCCUCUCCUCCUCCUCUCUUGUAGGAGCCGCGGUCGGAGAUGGAUGUCUCGCUCUGCCCGGCCAAGUGUAGUUUCUGGCGGAUUUUCUUGCUGGGCAGCGUCUGGCUGGACUAUGCGGGCUCGGCGCUGGCGUGCCCCGCCAACUGCGUCUGCAGCAAGACCGAGAUCAGCUGCCGGCGGCCGGACGAUGGGAACCUCUUCCCGCUCCUGGAGGGGCAGGAUUCGGGGACCAGCAACGGCAACGCCAGCGUCAACAUCACGGACAUCUCGAGGAACAUCACUUCCAUACACAUCGAGAACUGGCGCGGCCUGCACACGCUCAAUGCCGUGGACAUGGAGCUCUACACCGGUCUCCAGAAGCUGACCAUCAAGAACUCAGGACUUCGGAGCAUCCAGCCCAGAGCCUUUGCCAAGAACCCUCACCUGCGCUAUAUAAACCUGUCGAGUAACCGGCUCACCACUCUCUCAUGGCAGCUCUUCCAGACGCUGAGUCUCCGGGAACUGAGAUUGGAGCAGAACUUCUUCAACUGCAGCUGUGAUAUCCGCUGGAUGCAGCUGUGGCAGGAACAAGGGGAGGCCAAGCUCAACAGCCAGAGCCUCUACUGCAUCGGUGCCGACGGCGCCCAGCUCCCCCUGUUCCGCAUGAACAUCAGCCAGUGUGACCUCCCCGAGAUCAGCGUGAGCCAUGUCAACCUGACCGUGCGGGAGGGGGACAACGCCGUCAUCACCUGCAAUGGCUCAGGGUCGCCUCUGCCAGAUGUGGACUGGAUGGUCUCCGGACUGCAGUCCAUCAACACCCACCAGACAAACCUGAAUUGGACCAACGUGCACGCCAUCAACCUGACACUGGUGAACGUGACAAGCGAGGACAACGGCUUCACGCUGACCUGCAUCGCAGAGAACGUGGUGGGCAUGAGCAACGCCAGUGUCGCCCUCACCGUCCACUACCCCCCGCGCGUGGUGAGCCUGGAGGAGCCGGAGGUGCGGCUGGAGCACUGCAUCGAGUUUGUGGUGCGGGGCAACCCGCCGCCCACCCUGCACUGGCUGCACAAUGGGCAGCCGCUGCGCGAGUCCAAGAUCAUCCACGUGGACUUCUACCAGGAGGGCGAAGUCUCCGAGGGCUGCCUGCUCUUUGACAAGCCCACGCACUACAACAACGGCAACUACACCCUCAUCGCCAAGAACCCGCUGGGCUCGGCCAACCAGACCAUCAACGGCCACUUUCUCAAGGAGCCCUUUCCAGAGAGCACGGAGAACUUCGUCUCUUUUUACGAAGUGAGCCCCACACCCAUCACUGUGACCCUCAAACCGGAGGAAGAUACUUUUGGGGUGUCCAUCGCUGUUGGACUUGCUGCUUUUGCCUGCGUCCUGCUGGUGGUUCUCUUUAUCAUGAUCAACAAGUAUGGCCGACGGUCCAAAUUCGGAAUGAAGGGUCCCGUGGCAGUUAUCAGUGGCGAAGAGGACUCAGCCAGCCCGCUGCACCACAUCAACCAUGGCAUCACCACGCCCUCGUCACUGGACGCCGGGCCAGACACAGUGGUCAUCGGCAUGACCCGAAUCCCGGUCAUUGAGAACCCCCAGUACUUCCGCCAGGGACACAACUGCCACAAGCCGGACACGUAUGUGCAGCACAUCAAGAGGAGGGACAUCGUGCUGAAGCGAGAGCUGGGCGAGGGCGCCUUCGGGAAGGUCUUCCUGGCUGAGUGCUACAACCUCAGCCCCACCAAGGACAAGAUGCUUGUGGCUGUGAAGGCCCUGAAGGACCCCACCCUGGCCGCCCGGAAGGAUUUCCAGAGGGAGGCUGAGCUGCUCACCAACCUGCAGCACGAGCACAUCGUCAAGUUCUACGGGGUGUGCGGCGAUGGGGACCCCCUCAUCAUGGUGUUCGAGUACAUGAAGCACGGGGACCUGAACAAGUUCCUCAGGGCCCACGGGCCGGACGCCAUGAUCCUCGUGGACGGGCAGCCACGCCAGGCGAAAGGCGAGCUGGGGCUCUCCCAAAUGCUCCACAUCGCCAGCCAGAUUGCCUCGGGCAUGGUGUACCUGGCCUCUCAGCACUUCGUGCACCGAGACCUGGCCACUAGGAACUGCCUGGUGGGGGCCAACCUGCUGGUGAAGAUCGGGGACUUCGGCAUGUCCAGGGACGUCUACAGCACCGACUACUACAGGCUCUUUAAUCCAUCUGGAAAUGAUUUUUGUAUAUGGUGUGAGGUGGGAGGACACACCAUGCUCCCCAUCCGUUGGAUGCCCCCCGAAAGCAUCAUGUACCGGAAGUUCACGACGGAGAGUGACGUGUGGAGCUUCGGGGUGAUCCUUUGGGAGAUCUUCACCUAUGGGAAACAGCCAUGGUUCCAGCUCUCAAACACAGAGGUCAUCGAGUGCAUCACCCAGGGUCGGGUCUUGGAGCGGCCCCGCGUCUGCCCCAAGGAGGUGUAUGACGUCAUGCUGGGGUGCUGGCAGAGGGAGCCCCAGCAGCGGCUGAACAUCAAGGAGAUCUACAAAAUCCUCCACGCUCUGGGGAAAGCCACCCCCAUCUACCUGGACAUCCUCGGCUAGGGCCAGGCCCGCGCUCAUACUCAGUUGCCUCCUCUCUCCUGGUCUCCCCUCCGCCCCCCUACCUCGCAUCUCCUUCCUCCAUCCUUGACUGAAGCGACAUCUUCAUAUAAACUCAAGUGCCUGCUACACAUACAACACUGAAAAAAAAAAAAGAAAGAAAAAACCCUGUAAGGCAGUUUGGCAUAUAUAUAUAUAUAUACAUAUAUAUAUAUAUAUUUAUAUAUCUAACUAUCUAUCUAUCUAUAUCUCCGGAGAGUUGCUUCUCUGAUACAGAGAGAAGCUGCUGAGACAGAAACCACAAAACCGCAACGCUCAGAAAACCCUAACUAUUGUGAACACACAUGAAAAUUCUCGAUGACUUACGCCUGGCGCAUGCUUCUUCGGCUCUGGCUUUUUGGAGCAGAAGACCUGGACGAUGCAGAGAGACAAUCUUCGUGCUGAGACGGGAAGAGCUGGGGUGGAUGCGAAUCAUCAUCUCCGUGCAGGUUAUCGCCUGCCCGGGUGUGCAUCACCUGCCAGGUGUGUUACGCCCAAGCUCUCAAUGGCGCACGGGCAGGUGACAAGGACUGCGCUCAGCAAGGACACGACCCUGCACCGGGGCCCUGGCAUGCCUCCUGACCCCCCAACAUUGCCAUCACGCCUUCCUACUCUUUUCCCCUGUGAGACCGUCUUCUGAGAUGUUCAUUCUAGAAGGUGGUCUUGAGGCUUUGGGGAGUCAAGGUAAACCCUGAACAAGCCACAACCACAAACAAAGCUGUGCCGACGUGGCCACGCCUUCCCGUGUGCGCCGCGCUCAAGUUCCUUGCUAGGUCGGCAAGGCCUGUGUCAUCUCCUCUGAUCUUCAAGAACUGGACUUUCUGGACUGAAAGAACCACAGAAGAACCUUGUCAGGGUGCUUGCAUCGUCGGGAAGACUCCUGGCCUCGCCUCCCAAAUUCAGGCUUUUGGGGAGCGCUGGGGUGGGGAGGUGCCUGGGUUGUCUGCUUGUGGGGACCCAGAGGGUUCCAAAGCCAGAGCCUCGGUUCCCCUAGGGCACCAUGAGGUGUGCCCCUGAGGUGGUCUUUCUUGCCCUGACCCCCCUCCCUGCCACCCCCUUCCUGGACUCUGCCAGACCCAGGUGAACUACCCGCUAGGCAGUGAGCCAGGUCUGGUGAGAGGCAGCGCUGGUGUCAGGGAGCUGGCGGUGGAGUGGGCAGGGGCCAGCAGGGGGAUUCUCUUGGCACCUGCACCAGCCCUUGGCAUUCUCCUCACGUCCCAGCCCCUUGAAGGAUUGAUGCAUCUGCCUUUGGGCUGCUGAGAAAAUGCAGGGCUGAGAGAUGGCUUUUGUGGGCUGGGUGGGGGGAGGGCCUGAGCAUCUCUGGGCCACGGCCAACAUGUGGCCACUGCUCGGCAUCUUAAUGAGGACAGAGCCCUGGCCGGAGAGAGAGGACGCGCCUGGGCCCAGCCAGCGCCCUGGCCACACCAGGGGAAUCACUGCCUUCGGCUGCUUGUCAAGGAAGCGCCAGGGGCUGCUCUCUGGGCCUCCCGGAUGCUGCUGGAGCCGACAGCCGGGCCCCGCAGUACCCUCCUGCCAGGAGGAGCGGACAUGUCCCUCCCAGGCCGCCGAGUCCCGCCUCACGCCAAGCACAGAGCUGCCGACUGACCAGCCCCCCUCCUGCUGGCAUCUCGGGGAUGGGGGGCUGACCUGCUCUCUCUUUGCAGAAGGGCUGCCAGCAGCCUGGGCUGCCUGGCUCAGGUGUGGGGGGCAUCCCCUGCAGGGUCCAGGCCUGAAUUUGUGGUUUUGCUUCUUUUUUAGACCAACACAUGUUUUUAUCAAACAGAAAAGAGCUGUGCUCGGACAGUGGGUCCCGGUUUGUGUUCAGGGACCGGUGGGCUGCUCAG